AUGGCCAUACAAGUUCUUUCAUGGAUCACUUGUGCCGAAAGAACACUCACCACGACUGAGCUGCGGACCGCUCUUGCUGUGGAGGUUGGUGAACCGGAAUUUGACCCUGACAACUUGCCUGACCUGACCGAUAUGAUUUCGGUCUGCACAGGCUUGGUGACAGCAGACGAGCAGAGCGACAUCAUUCGGCUGGCUCAUUACACCACGCAAGAAUAUUUCAAACGAACUCACGCCACCUGGUUUCCAAGAGCGCAUCAUGAUAUUGGAAGGAUAUGUGUUGCAUACCUAUCGUUGGCUGUCUUCAAAGCAGAGCCUUGGUUGAUAGAGAAAGAACUCAAAAUUUCUCUGGAUUGUGCGCGUGAUCCUCGUUCACAGAUCCAUAUAAGUCGACUCCUGCCUGAGUAUCCUCUUUUUCUGUUUGCUGGUGAUUUGUGGUGUGACCACGUCAACGCCAGAUUGCAUGAUGAUGACUUAGAAGUCGGCCACAACCACACAAUUGAGUUUCUAAGCGACAUCUCGCAGAUUUAUUGCCGUACGCGAGUCCUCCUGUGGCUUGAUUCGCCUUCGUUUGCUCGAGACUCUCACAAUCCCGAGACCUACUAUUUCUUCGGUAACGAUCGAUACCCAAUAUCCAGCUCGCGGCUCGCCACCGGUCUACACCUCGCUGUCUGGUUUGUAAUGCCACAUAUCGUUCAAAAGAUGAUCUCACUGGGCUGGCCAGUAGACGCCAAAGAUGUCCGGGGGAGAACACCAUUAUUUUGGGCAGUCUACUUUGACCUCUCAGAUAUAGUGUCUUUACUACUGGAGCAUGGUGCUGAUCCUUGCAUGAGGGAUCAAGAUGGUAACACGCCCCUACUUCAGUCAGCUUCUACCGUGUCAGUAAACUCGAUCACGAUAGCCCGCUUGCUGUUAGAGAAAGUCACCAAGCGACAGCUCAAAGCAUUGGUCGAGUCAUUUCUCACUUAUGAGUCGUGCGAGAGCUACGAGCAGCAAGAGUUGAAUGAGGCGUUACUCAAAGCGGCAGCACGUGGAUAUGAUGGGGUCGUUCAGGUUCUUCGGGAUGGUGGCGCUGACCCAGGCGCUCUGAUCAGACGCAGGCAUUCCGACGAGAACAAGCGCAUGUCCAUACAAACUCCACUUCUUGCCGCAACCACGUGUGAGAACGAAUCCGUCGUUAAUCUUUUGUUGGAUUGGAAUGUUGAUCUUGACGUCAAGAACGGAUAUGGUCGCAGCGCCCUUUCGGUUGCUGUAUUGGAUGGUCAUGAAGAGAUUGUUCAACUCCUAUUGGCAAAGGGUGCUGAUACUAAUUCGCAGGAUGAGUUGGGCCGCACAGCAUUUCACUGGGCUGCUAAUCGAUACGAUAAAACCUUGUACUUACUUUCUGAUUACGACCCUAAUGGGCCAAACCAGAGGGAUUUCUACGGCCCAACGGCAUUGCAUCUUGCUUCAACCCAGGGCAAUCUCCGUGUAGUGCGUGCCCUGAUUGCCAUGAGGAGCACUGAUUGUGACAUCCGAGACAACUUUGGUCGCACUGCGCUUUGUGAUGCUAAACGAAGGGGUCAUCAUGACAUUAUCAAGGCUCUCCAGAAUCCGGCAGAGAGAUUGACCGAUGAGAUCUCUGCUGUUCAAAUUACAUGUCCACAGGCCUGGACUGGUGUGGUAUGUGAUGUCUGCAUGGGUUUCAUCCUAUCCGAUGAGACUUGGUAUCAUUGUUCCUUGUGCAGAGAUGGGGACCACGGCACAUGUGAUUGGUGUUAUCAAGUCGGGGCCACGCUGUUCGAAUCGCGAGCAUGA
Penicillium daleae is the source of this 1794-nucleotide messenger RNA. RefSeq lists its product as uncharacterized. Bases 1 to 1794 code for a protein of 597 amino acids. Gene Ontology annotation, molecular function: protein binding. Lineage: Eukaryota; Fungi; Ascomycota; Eurotiomycetes; Eurotiales; Aspergillaceae. The transcript is spliced from 2 exons. The record is from RefSeq and is a predicted model, not a curated record.